CCUGCGGGCGGCCGCGGCGGUGUGCGCGGCCGGGUCCGGCGCAGGCGGCAGGCGGGGCGGCUGCCCCUUCCCUCUCUUUCUCCGCCCCCACCGCACGGCCCGGCUGAGGCGCGCUGCCUGCAGCCGUCGCGGAGCGCCGCCGUCCCUGCCCAGCCCCAGGUGCCACCGCCGCCCGAGCCCCGCUGUCGCCGCGGCCCUCCCAAUUCGCCCCUAUGGAGGAUUACCACAAGCCCGACCAACAGACCCUGCAGGCCCUCAAGGACACGGCCAACCGGCUCCGCAUCAGCUCCAUCAAAGCCACGACCGCGGCCGGCUCCGGCCACCCUACAUCAUGUUGCAGUGCAGCAGAGAUUAUGUCUGUGCUGUUUUUCCAUACCAUGAGAUACAAAGUGCAAGAUCCCAGAAACGCCAGCAACGACCGGUUUGUUCUUUCAAAGGGUCAUGCAGCACCAAUUUUAUAUUCUGUUUGGGCAGAGGCUGGCUUUCUACAAGAAGCAGAAUUACUGAACUUGAGGAAAAUUGAUUCUGUCUUAGAAGGACACCCAGUACCAAGACAAGCAUUCACUGAUGUGGCUACUGGAUCUCUUGGUCAGGGUCUUGGUGCUGCAUGUGGAAUGGCAUACACUGGCAAAUUCUUUGACAGAGCCAGCUAUCGAGUGUAUUGUCUGCUUGGAGAUGGAGAGUUAUCUGAAGGGUCUGUUUGGGAGGCAAUGGCCUUUGCUGGAUUUUACAAGCUUGAUAAUCUUGUUGCUAUAUUUGAUGUUAACCGUCUUGGACAAAGUGACCCUGCCCCUCUGCAGCAUCAUGUUGAAAUUUACCAGAAACGCUGUGAAGCCUUUGGCUGGCAUGCUAUCAUUGUUGAUGGACACAGUGUGGAGGAACUUUGCAAAGCCUUUGGCCAGGCCAAACAUCAGCCAACGGCUAUCAUUGCAAAGACUUUUAAAGGCAAAGGCAUAUCAGGUGUUGAAGAUAAGGAAAGCUGGCAUGGAAAGCCCCUUCCAAAAAACAUGGCUGAACAAGUCAUUCAGGAAAUAGAUGACAAAAUCCAAAAUAAGAAAAAGCUUUCUCCAGCCCUCCCGGAAGAAGAUGCACCUGUAGUAAAUAUUAGAAAUAUUAAGAUGCCAUCUCCACCAACUUACAAAGUGGGAGAAAAGUGGGCUACCCGCAAAGCUUACGGUGUUGCACUUGCAAAACUGGGCCAUGCUAAUGAUCGAGUGAUUGCUUUGGAUGGAGACACAAAGAACUCCACCUUCUCAGAGCUUUUUAAGAAAGAACAUCCGAAUCGCUACAUUGAAUGCUACAUUGCUGAACAGAACAUGGUGAGCAUUGCAGUUGGUUGUGCCACUCGUGACAGAACUGUUGCUUUUGCCAGCACCUUUGCUACCUUCUUCACACGGGCGUUUGACCAGAUCCGUAUGGCUGCCAUCUCCGAGAGUAACAUCAAUCUCUGUGGGUCACACUGCGGUGUUUCUAUUGGUGAGGAUGGGCCAUCUCAGAUGGGACUGGAGGAUCUGUGCAUGUUCCGGGCUGUUCCCAAUGCCACUGUGUUUUACCCUAGCGAUGCUGUAGCCACUGAAAAAGCAGUGGAAAUAGCUGCCAACACCAAGGGCAUUUGUUUCAUAAGAACUAGUCGUCCUGAAAAUCCUGUCAUUUACAACAACAAUGAGGACUUCCAUAUUGGACAGGCAAAGGUGGUUCUGAAGAGUAAGGAUGACCAAGUGACUGUGAUCGGAGCAGGAGUCACUCUGCAUGAGGCUCUGGCUGCAGCAGAGCAGCUGAGAAAAGAAAAAAUAUUCAUCCGUGUGAUUGAUCCCUUCACUAUAAAGCCCCUAGAUAAGAAGACAAUACUUGAAAAUGCAAGAGCGACCAAGGGCAGAAUCAUCACUGUUGAGGACCAUUACCAUGAAGGUGGCAUUGGAGAAGCAGUGUGUGCUGCCGUAGUGGGUGAGCCUGGUAUCACAGUCAGUCGCUUGGCUGUGUCUCAUGUACCACGAAGCGGGAAGUCAGCUGAGCUCCUGAAGAUGUUUGGCAUUGAUAAAGAUGCCAUUGUGCAAGCUGUUAAGGUGGCAGUGUCCAAAUCAAGAAAUGCGGAGUAGUUUGAAGCAUCUUGUGCUGUGUUACAGAAAAGCAGUGUUCAGAGAAGUACUGUAAGUUUAAGGCAGGCAAAGGUGCUUUAUGUAGAGAGUUCUAAUAAAAAUACCAGCUUAAAAAACC
Messenger RNA from Harpia harpyja (harpy eagle), 2214 nucleotides. RefSeq names its product transketolase (gene TKT). Gene Ontology annotation, biological process: ribose phosphate biosynthetic process; pentose-phosphate shunt, non-oxidative branch. Gene Ontology annotation, molecular function: transketolase activity; thiamine pyrophosphate binding. Gene Ontology annotation, cellular component: extracellular exosome; endoplasmic reticulum membrane. The coding region runs from base 213 to 2096 and encodes 627 amino acids. The transcript is spliced from 14 exons. The record is from RefSeq and is a predicted model, not a curated record. NCBI's taxonomy places the organism in Eukaryota, Metazoa, Chordata, Aves, Accipitriformes, Accipitridae.